UGAACUCUGAGAGAGGUUAUAACUUAGUGCAGAUAAGAGCGAGUAUGCGAAUAUUCUGCACCAUUAACGACGAUUUUGCGAUAAUACUUUGUAAAAAGAAAUCCUUUUUAUACAUGGAAGAACCACAUGUUUAAGAGGCAUCGAUGCGAUCUCUAAAAGCAGAAUAGGAAACACCUAGGAUCUCUUUUUCGCGGUUGCUCUGGUACAUGGUGUGAUGUCUGCCUGUCAGAGGAACUUCAUACUGCUAGUAAUUGUCGUUGGUUUAGUUACGUUCUCUCUGUGGAUGGUCUGCGGACUUGGAUAUUGCAGUUCAAUUCGCGGUAUCAAGAAGGUCAUUGGAUUCACUCACGAUGUCUCCGAACCAACUAUAAAACCAAUUCUUAAUGAAACAGGAUUUGUUUGCUUACCACGACCACGCCCGGUAUUCAAUGGAACAGACUCCACUAAACCGAACCUAUUUCCCAGCUUUAAAUGGGAAAAUGUGAAGGACUUAACAAGUGCCAUAUACAGCGACUAUAAAAUCAUUAACGAAAAAGAAGUAUAUUAUCUAUGUGACCGGCUUGAGUUGAUUAUCCAAGCCCGCGAUGGUUAUGGGCGACCGAAACAAUAUGGCGGGGAUUAUUUCCGUGCUAAGAUAAUUACCCAGAAUUCAACAUUUUCUGCAAGUUCAGCAACCGACGGGGAGGUGAUCGAUCUAGGUAAUGGAACUUACAUAGCCUUAUUCACUCUAAAGUGGACUGGGAAGAUUGAAGCUCGUGUGACGUUGGUUCAUCCCAGUGAAGCGGUAUACGUGAUUCGACGUUUCCGCGACGCAGCGCCAGCGCGGUACAUUUACCGCGGUAAAUUUGUGUCCGCAGACGGAACAAAGACGGAAGAGACUUUUUGCAACCUGGCACUACAUGGGAAUCCGACUGACCUCUGCGACUUCACCGAUAAGAUGACGGGGUCUCCUUGGUUUUGUUAUAAACCAAAGUCAGCAAACCUAAACUGCAGUGAUUGGCGGGAACAUCGGUGUGACACCGGCGCUGCAUAUCGUUUGGAUGCGUCGUCGUUGUCAUCCCAAGACGUGCUAACCUUGAUUCCAAAAUGGGAUAUUCCUACAAAAUUGCAAAUCGAAGUCGGAAACAGGAUAAAAAAUUCAUCCGAAAGAUCAGCAUUAGAAAACACGACGAAGAAAUUACGAGAUCUCCCAGUCUGUACAAUUGCUAACCACAGGAUCCACAGUAACGACCUUGUCUCUGGACACUAUUCUAAAAAUAUUUGGUACAAUCCAUCAUGCAGAUUCCAUACUUACGCUCUCGAUGAAAUGAGGUCAUGCGUUUCAAGGAAGAAGCUUUAUUUUUUAGGAGAUUCAACUAUCCGUCAACUCUUCGAGUUUUAUUUGAAGCGACUUGGACCAGGACUACAGAAGACGCCACCUGGUCCAGAACCACGAUGGCAUGUCGGUCCAACAAGGGCGUUAGACCAAAUCUUCAAUAUCAGCAUGAUGUUUCGGUUUCACGCGUUCCCUAUAGGGAGGAACGCGUGGGCAACAGUAGGGGACAUCCAUUACAUAGCGAACGAGCUUGACAGCAUCGUUGCCGAUGAAAAUACGGUGGUUAUUAUCUCGUUGUGGGCACACUUUACGCAACAACCGGAGUGGUUUUUUGUGCAGCGAGUGCGAACAAUCAUGGCGGCAGUUGCGCGUCUUCAACAGCGCAGUCCGUCCACGCUCGUUGUCUUCAAGGGAGCCAACACGCGCGAACAUACGCACGUAAACCAUCGUUUGUAUCACUCUGAUUGGCUGGCGAGGCGUAUGGAAUACAUCAUACGAAGCGAAAUUAGUGGAAAUGUAGCUUUCAUGGACUCAUGGAGUAUGUCAUAUUCGCAAUUAAUUGCCGACAAUGUGCAUCCUGGUGGUUCCCAUGUUGAAAACCUUAGCAAUCAGUUAUUAACUUUCAUGUGCGGAGCGUGAUCGGUACAUUGUGAAUUUAUGACCAGUUAUGACCAGUAAGAGCCAGAAAUAGAUUUAUUGCGUCAUUAUCUCAUAGCGCCCUCCCUCAGAGGAUAUAGGAAUACGUAUAAUGGAGCUGUCACAUAUACGCCAGCUGCAGAUCACCAAGGCAUACGAGGGAAUAAGGUUGUGGCGUGAUUACGUUAGUGCAUAUAAAGGUCGAUAGAGAAUAAAAAAAAGAAGAAAGAAACACGACGGCGUGAAAGGUCAGCAAUAUCAUUAUUAACAAUUAAUGUUAGGAUUUGUAUGCUUAAAUGCACGUAAUGAUCAAGUGUUAUUCAGCGUAUUAAGUUCAGAAGCUCGACGAUCAACCGUUAAGAUUUGUGGUACAGGAACCAGGGCCCCGUAGCAUAAACCUUUGCGAUUGUUUAUGGGGCUUAUUUUUACGACUAAUCAUACACAAUAAUCAAUGCAUUCAAUUGUAGAAUUCAGCCCACGAUCAAUCACUAAGCUUUAUUUUACAGGUCCCUGAUGUAAGUUUCUCCAUUAAGACAGGAUCAUGUAUCUUCAACCCUGGACCCUGUAGCAUAAAGCUUUGUAAUUGAUCAUAAGGCUGAUAUCUAUGAUUGAUCAUAGACAAUAAUCAAUGUAAUCAGUCACAGGAAUCAGCUCCAUGAUCAAUCGGUAAGCUUUAUGUUACAGACCCCUGAUGUACGUUUCUCCAUUAAGACAGGGUCACGUAUCUUCAACCCUGGUGGGUGUUUCAUAAAGCUGUUCGUAAGUUAAGAGCGACUUUAAGAACGAUGGUGAUCCUUUCUUGCGGUAAGUGGUAUAUUGAAUCGGCGAUGGUUUAGCGUGUAAGAAAGGAUCACCAGUCGUUAAUCCAAGUCGCCCUUAACUUACGAACAGCUUUAUGAAACUGCCCCCCUGGACCCCGUAGCAUAAAGCUUUGUUACUGAUCAGAAGGCUGAUAUCUAUGACUGAUCAUACACAAUAAUCAAUGCAAUCAAUCAUAGAAAUCAGCCUAUGAUCAAUCGCUAAGCUUUAUGUUACAGACCCCUGAUGUAAGUUUCUCCAUUAAGACAGGGUAGUGUAUCUUCAACCAUGGACAUUAUAACAUAAAGUUUUUAUUUAUAAUUGAUCAUAAGGCUAAGAUCAUAGGAAUCAGCCCAUGUUCAAUCACUAAGCUUUAUGUUACAGACCCCUGAUGUAAGUUUCUCCACUAAGACAGGGUCAUGUAUCUUCAACCCCGGACCUGGUAAUAUAUACAAAGCUUAGCAAUUGAUCAUAAGUCCGAUAUCUAUGAUUGAUCAUACACAAUAAUCAAUGCAAUCAAUCCUAGAAAUCAGCCCACGAUCAAUCGCUAAGCUUUAGGAUACAGACCCCUGAUGUUAGUUUCUCCAUUACGACCGGGUCGUGUAUCUUCAACACUGGACCUCGUAGCAUGAAGCUUUGUAAUUGAUCAUGUGGCUGAUAUUUAUGUUGAUCAUACGCAAUCCAUGCAAUCAGUCGAAGUGAUCAAAUUGAAAUCAAUCGUUAAGUUCCGUGUUACGAGCCUCAGGUCUUUUUUUCAAAGAUGCAAGUCUUAAAUGAGAAAUGACGUGGAACUGAAAUUGAGAAUAUAUGACGAUAAUAGACAUGUUUCAAAAUCUGGUAACCGAAGUGCUACUCAUCUAAACUGAGUGUUUCCUGCAUUUAUGACUUGACAAGUGCAGUACAUGAUGAAAAUCACUUUUUACCUUGAUGCAAUAAAUGAAUUGAAUUGCUCAGGUAUGGUCACCUCUUGCCAAUAUUUUGUGACAAUAUCUGAAAGAAAAUGUAACCAAUAUUUCGAAAUUUCGAGGGCAAUCUUUUGUGCAAUAUUCCUAUUUGGUAUUCCUGAUCUCUAAAACUGAUGAUAGACCUACCUCGUUUUGUUGAGUAGUCUGGUGGUUUUGGUGAUUGUGUUUGUCAUUAAUCUCAGGAGCAAAUUAUUUUACGUUAUGUUUGAUCACACUAUUCUUUUUCUAUUGUAGGCAUAUUCAUUGUUUUAUAUGAAGAUUUAUUAUUUGUCAUUAUGUGUGUGUAUGAAUCGUGGUGUGAAAUUUAAAUUAAGAACAUGGUAAUAACAUCAAAAUCUUUAUUAUGAGAUGUAUAGUUUUUACCCAAACUUAUUUGAAGUGUCCUAGUUUGCAUAAUGCUGUAUUUACUCAGCCUGAAAAAACCUUAAGGCGGGCCUUAAGGUCUGCCUCACUGAUAAUGCAUACUCAAAAAAUUGCCUGACAUAGCAACACUGUAUGCAGUUGCCAGAGGAUCUUCUAUUGGAGCUUGAUACCUGCGUACACUGCAAAAACAGCGGUGUUGAUUUAACACCAGCUCAGAAUCUAUAUAUGUCCACACCAGGGAAGUGUUUAGCAGCACCAGAUUCGUUUUGGUCUAACACCAGGAAGGUGUUUAUACAACACCAAUUAGUAUUAAAACAGCAUCGGUUUGAUUCCAAACUGGUGUUGUUUCAAUUUGAUGCACGCGUGCUUUCUUAUACAAUAUAUUUGUCUUUAUAAUAUGUCUCUCUGUCCGUCUAUAAUACCAGGACAUUUUGUGUCCUUGCGAUACAUGACCUAAAGUCAGGAAUCGCAAGGACACAAAUGUCCUGGUAGUAUCGUUUAACCUUUCUAUUGGAAGGAUUCUUAUAGGAGUGGUUUCACCUAAUAACCACUGCAAGCUUUAAAUCACCUUCACAACGGAUAUAUCAGGGUUUUUUUUACAUUAUUAUUAUUUACUAUUAUUUUUUAAAUAUCCCACUAUCCAGAAGAUCCUUGGGCGGUCGAGCCUUUGCUCAUACCAGACCAGUCCUGUGGAAUUCACUACCACAGGAGCUGAAGAAAUCAAACUCUGUAACAUACUUUAACUGAAAUGUAAAAUUAGUAUGCUGUACAAACCAUUUACUCGAGUCAAGGUUCUGAAUUUGCAGCCUACUGAUGCUUUGUGUACUGAAGGUCCUCUCGCUCAGCAAGAUUUGUAUGUGCUAGUCUUUGCGUGGAGACCCACUUGUUAAUCAAAAUUUCAAUCAGGGUCUGUGCCUGCAGACUAACCUAAAGUUGCAUUUGUUCACCAGCAGGUAUUAGGUUUGUUAAUAAAAUUAUCUUUUUGGUCAUCUAUACCGUGUUUCUUAACCAUUAACAUAAAUUUACCUCCCAUCUUUAAAAUAAAUCUUCCGGCAUAAACUAAUACUUGUGAAAGUUUCAUGCUUUUGUCAUAAUUUACACAACAGUUCGGCUUAUCAGUUGUACCAUUGGUCUUUUUAUCAGACAAAUAUACAAAUGAUUUACUUAAAUUAUAUUCUUUUUGAGAAGAAAUAACCACUUGUCUUGCGAUGUAUCAAAUGUAGUUUAUUUACCAUAUAAAAUAUUCGAACUAUAAUACAUAGUAACAUAUACAUAACAGAUAAAUGAAAUGUAUGAAUUCAUAUAAAAAGAAAAUCCACAUAAUGGACCAUAAAAUCGAUUAAAAUCUUACAGGCAGAUGCCCCUUUCAAUUUUUUUUUUUCUUACACAUCAAAUUUUUUACACACAAUCACCACACCUAAAACACAUCUACGGUCCACUUCACAAAAGUCGAUAGAACUUUGGAGAGAAAGAGAGAGAGUGUGUGUGUGUGUGUGUGUGUAAGACAGAGAGAUCAUUUUAAAUGAAUAGUCUCAGGCUAAAGUACAAAUGGUUUUGUACAUAUACGCAUUGAUUAUGUACAUUAUCUGCGUUUGAAAACGUUUGUUUUCUCAAGGUUCUCAAACAAAAAUGCUAAAACAAAAAAAAAAAUCGUUGGAAUUUUAAAGAACUUUGGGAGAGGGCGUGUGUCUUCUUAUAAGGAAAAAAAUAAUGAGCUUUGGGAGUACUGGGUCGACCAAGAACAGCCAAAUUUUAUGCCUGAAAUUCUGAAACUUUUUCGACAACAAGACAUCAGUUCAUCAAUUGAAAUGUGUUUUUCCAGAAUAAUAUAAUAGAUUUUGAUUUAGAUUUAUUCAUUUUCCGUUCACAAAGCAAGCACAACAAAGUCAAACAAUACAUAGUCAAAUUUAAAGUACAGCAUCAAUCGAAAUAAGGUAUUAACAAUGAGAACUAAUGAAAUUUAAAGUAACGUAGGAACACUAACGGACGCCAUCAGAACAUCAACAGACUGAACAUUUUGAACAAACUCAAAUAGAAAAGUGGCAUUUAUCAUAAGUAAAUAAGGGCAUCUAAUUAGAAGUUAAAAGGGGUGAAUUACAUUAUCAAAAGAAAAAGGAGUAGUAAAAGGUAUUAUGUGAAAAAGGAUGCACUUGAAGAAGGAAUCAGAACGAUAUUCAUAAAGAAACAAGGAACUCAUCGGUCACGAAAAGAGUGGCUUUUAAGGACAACCUCUCUGAUAUGAAGAACAAGGCACCUAUGAGAAAACAAAGGGGCACUCGUUAACAUAUUAAACGGGUCCUCAGGUGAGAGAGGCAUAUAACACGUUCGUUUAAGGCACCUUUCUUAAGUAAAAAGAGGCACUGAUUCGAAGAGGGCAUUUACAAGAAGGCAAGGGGCACUCGUUAACACAUUUAACGGGUCCU
Molecule: messenger RNA, 6500 nt
Organism: Lytechinus variegatus (green sea urchin)
Lineage: Eukaryota; Metazoa; Echinodermata; Echinoidea; Temnopleuroida; Toxopneustidae
Product: NXPE family member 3-like
Exons: 6
Coding region: 215-1954 (579 amino acids)
Source: RefSeq, a predicted model, not a curated record